AUGUUCAACAAGGAACCUCACCGACAUCCUGGCGUUUUCGUCGCUCGUGGCGGUAAAGAAGAUCUGCUGGUCACCAAGAACUUGACUCCUGGCGAGUCCGUGUACGGCGAGAAGCGCAUCAGCGUCGACUCCCCCGACAGCCCGGCCGUCGAUGGCGACAGCAGCGCGCCUGCUACCAAGACAGAAUACAGAGUUUGGAACCCGUUCCGCUCGAAGUUGGCCGCCGGUAUCUUGGGUGGUUUGGACGACAUCUUCAUCCGACCCGGCGCAAGUGUGCUGUAUCUGGGUGCUGCGUCUGGCACGUCCGUGUCCCACGUUGCCGAUAUUGUCGGUCCCACCGGACGAGUCUAUGCCGUCGAAUUUUCCCACCGCUCAGGUCGUGACUUGAUCACGAUGGCCACCCACCGCACCAAUGUCAUCCCCAUCAUCGAAGACGCCAGACAUCCUCUCCGUUACCGUAUGCUGGUCGGCAUGGUGGACGUCAUUUUCGCCGACGUUGCGCAGCCUGAUCAGGCUCGUAUCGUGGGUUUGAACGCUCAUCUCUUCUUGAAGGUGGGCGGUGGAGUCUUGGUCAGUAUCAAGGCCAACUGUAUCGACUCGACCGCGAAGCCAGAGGUCGUCUUUGCCAACGAAGUCAAGAAAAUGCGCGAGGAGCGUAUCAAGCCCAAGGAACAGCUGACUCUGGAACCCUUCGAACGUGACCACUGCAUCGUGGCGGGCAUUUACCAGCAUACCGUUCAGUAA
This is a messenger RNA of Capronia coronata CBS 617.96, 744 nucleotides long. Its product is annotated as rRNA 2'-O-methyltransferase fibrillarin. Gene Ontology annotation, biological process: box C/D sno(s)RNA 3'-end processing; rRNA methylation. The transcript has 2 exons. NCBI's taxonomy places the organism in Eukaryota, Fungi, Ascomycota, Eurotiomycetes, Chaetothyriales, Herpotrichiellaceae. Bases 1 to 744 code for a protein of 247 amino acids. Gene Ontology annotation, cellular component: small-subunit processome; box C/D methylation guide snoRNP complex; nucleolus. The record is from RefSeq and is a predicted model, not a curated record. Gene Ontology annotation, molecular function: RNA binding; histone H2AQ104 methyltransferase activity; rRNA methyltransferase activity.